This is a messenger RNA of Cylicocyclus nassatus, 531 nucleotides long. NCBI's taxonomy places the organism in Eukaryota, Metazoa, Nematoda, Chromadorea, Rhabditida, Strongylidae. The record is from the annotation of a GenBank genome assembly.
AUGAAGCCGUCACUGCUAGCGAUCAUUUUCCUCACUGGCAGUGUUCACUCAAGAAGCUUCUGGGACUUUUUCAAUCAAUUUUUUGGCAAUAAAACAGAAUCCGAAGAGCAAAAUAAGAUUCCGGGAGACAAUGAGGACGCCAAGGGAAGAAAACCUGCUGAAAAACCCGCCGGCGGUGUGGAGAACAAUGAGAUUGUUCUUAAACAACCUCCUACACACGAAAGGACUCACAUCGACAAUCGCGUUGGCGGGACCUACUCAGUAAAGGGCGAUAUUUCGACCGAAGAAGGCUAUAAGACUAUCUCGGAAAAGUUGAGACAGUAUCUCGGAAAUCUCAGUGGACAAGACAGCGGAACACAUAUUGCAGACUUGUUCUUUAUUUAUGAUGUUUAUUAUGAAUAUCCAGAUGAUCCAUUUGAUGGUUAUGGAUGGGAUCCAAAUAAUCCCUUUGAAGGUCCUGAUCAUUCGGAUUAUAGUGAUUAUAGUUAUUAUAGUGAUUUCGGCUAUCCUGAACAUGAUGAGUUGAAAUAA